Molecule: messenger RNA, 976 nt
Organism: Nematolebias whitei (Rio pearlfish)
Lineage: Eukaryota; Metazoa; Chordata; Actinopteri; Cyprinodontiformes; Rivulidae
Gene: apoea
Product: apolipoprotein Ea
Exons: 5
Coding region: 35-790 (251 amino acids)
Biological process (GO): negative regulation of neuron apoptotic process; positive regulation of nitric-oxide synthase activity; lipid transport
Cellular component (GO): intermediate-density lipoprotein particle; extracellular region
Molecular function (GO): lipid binding
Source: RefSeq, a predicted model, not a curated record
AUCAAAUCAGACAUCUGAGGUACUCGUGGUCAUCAUGAGGGCUUUUGCAGUCAUCCUCGCUCUGGCUGUUUUCUCCGCCUGCCAUGGACGGAGCGUCCUUCAGGAGGACUGGCAGACCACGUGGGACGCCACGGUGGACAAGUUCAAGGAUUACAUCACAGACCUGAACACCAGGGCCGACGAGAUGGUGAAGGACAUCAAGAGUUCCCAGAUCAGCCGAGAGUUGGACACCCUGAUCCAGGACAGCAUGGCGGACCUGGCCAUAUACAAGGACAACCUGGAGACCAAGAUGGCUCCGUACACCCAGGAGGCCACGGAGCGCCUGGGGAAGGACCUUCAGCUGCUGGGAGACAAGAUGAACGUCCACAUCACCGAAGCCCGUGAGCAGAUGGACAAGUACUACCAAGAGCUGCAGACCAUGAUGGAGCAGAACGCCGACGACGUCAAGCUCCGAGUGUCGGCCUACAGCCGCAAGCUGAAGAAACGCCUCCAGAAGGACACGCAGGAGGCCAAGAGACACAUCUCCGACUACAUCGAAGAGCUUCAGGCUCGCGCCUCAGACAACGUGGAGGACAUGAGGCUCAGACUGGACCCGUACUUCUCUCAGGUUCGGGACAACGCCGAGGCCAAGAUCAGCACCCUGAACGAGCUGCUGAAGGCCCAGGCGGAGACCAUCAAGGAGCGCCUGGAGGACACCACCGAGGACCUGGGCUCCUCUCUGGGCCAGAAGAUGAAGGAGCUUCGGGACUGGUUCCAGCCCUACGUCUCUGCCAUCAGAGAGGGCCUGUAAGAGUCCAGAGUCCUGGUUCUGGCCCGGUUCAUCCAGUUACAAACCUCACAUCAGAACAGUUCAUGGGAGACGUUCAUGUAAAACGUGAAAAUGAAUAAAAAACGUCCGAAUACGAGUUUCACUGAGAACCUUCAGCCUGGAAAGACUUCAGGAUUCACUAAAUAAAAACAAAGUCUGGACUCAAAA